This is a messenger RNA of Aspergillus neoniger CBS 115656, 504 nucleotides long. RefSeq lists its product as uncharacterized. The coding region runs from base 81 to 335 and encodes 84 amino acids. The transcript has a single exon. Lineage: Eukaryota; Fungi; Ascomycota; Eurotiomycetes; Eurotiales; Aspergillaceae. The record is from RefSeq and is a predicted model, not a curated record.
UGAGAUGAAACUCGACCUUUAAAUAACCUCCGUCUCUUUCUCCUCAAACCGAGGCGUGGGAGAGCUCUCGUGGGGAUAGUAUGUUCAGGGCGCUAUUUCCCGUCCGGUCAACAUCUAUCUCAUCUGAUUGCUUUUUCCCUACCUUGGUGUCAUUUACCCCCGCCCUUUUUUUUUACAUAUCCACGCUACCCAUGAUGGAACGGUUUACGUGUUUUCAUUCUUCGUCGACUCCUUCCAAAAGAAAACUUUUUCUUCCUCUAUUUAUUUCACGCGUAAUGCCACGCUUACGAUUGAUAUGGACCAUAGCAGUAGCUAGUCAAAAACAAACCCACUAGCACUUUGUGCUUUCCAUGAUCAUGACUUCCUCUUCUUCCUUAGUAACUCAGUAUUGUAAUCAUUGCUUGGUAUAUGAUGCUCUAUAUGCCAUAUCAACAUCCCGUAUGUGCUUCAUUUAUAGUAACCACUUCGUGAUACAAAACUAUGUGCAUACCCGUACAGUAACCU